Molecule: messenger RNA, 403 nt
Organism: Hemiscyllium ocellatum (epaulette shark)
Lineage: Eukaryota; Metazoa; Chordata; Chondrichthyes; Orectolobiformes; Hemiscylliidae
Product: histone H2A-like
Exons: 1
Coding region: 10-402 (130 amino acids)
Cellular component (GO): nucleosome
Molecular function (GO): protein heterodimerization activity; structural constituent of chromatin; DNA binding
Source: RefSeq, a predicted model, not a curated record
CUUGUGACAAUGUCUGGAAGAGGAGGAAAGGGGGGAGGGAAAGUUCGCUCCAAGGCGAAGUCUCGGUCGUCCCGGUCUGGCCUGCAGUUCCCGGUGGGCCGUGUUCACAGGCUCCUGAGAAAGGGUAACUAUGCUGAGCGUGUGGGUGCCGGAGCGCCGGUCUACCUGGCUGCGGUGCUGGAGUAUCUGACGGCUGAAAUCCUGGAGCUGGCCGGCAACGCGGCCCGGGACAACAAGAAGACCCGCAUCAUCCCCAGGCACCUGCAGCUGGCCGUGCGCAACGACGAGGAGCUCAACAAGCUGCUGGGAGGGGUGACCAUCGCUCAGGGCGGGGUGCUGCCUAAUAUCCAGGCCGUGCUGCUGCCCAAGAAAACCGCCGCUGCUGGAUCCGCUAAAAAGUGAA